Bombyx mandarina (wild silkworm) is the source of this 726-nucleotide messenger RNA. RefSeq lists its product as uncharacterized. NCBI's taxonomy places the organism in Eukaryota, Metazoa, Arthropoda, Insecta, Lepidoptera, Bombycidae. The record is from RefSeq and is a predicted model, not a curated record.
AUGGGUACAAAACUACUAGACUUGGAAACCAUCCUGCUCCGUAACGAGCAAUGGAUGAAACUCGAAGAAGACUGGAAGCCGGUGGACCUGGAUGAAGACAGGACAGAGGAAGACAACGAACCGGCUAUGACGACAAUGCUCAGCGCUUUGGACUUGAAGAAAACUACAUUUGAUUCUGCGCAGCUGUUGAAAAAAGUGCGAAGGAAAGUCGCGAGACAGCUAUCUGAUAAAUCGAUUAUCGACUAUAAUGAUUUUAUACGCAAUCUCCAGAAUAACGAGGCGAACGAUCAACAGUUUUUCUUUGUAAACGGCCAAAUAAUCUCCGCUGUCUCAAUCGAAGAAAUAUGCAGAGAAAUUGACGAUAUCUUUAAAUCGAUUGACAGACUGGCUUCAGCUACAAGCACCCUGAGGAACCGUAAGCCGGACGUAGUACAGUGCAGCAUCUCAACCGGAGAAUUAAGUUUUGACGAUACUAUAGACCAGAUAGACGAAGAAAAAAUAGACCAGUGUAUAGAAGAAGCUUUCGAAGAGUUGAGUGGAAGUUUCACAAGUGUGUGCCAGAAUGAAAACAGCCAGGAAUCAGUGACGACUCUAGUCAAAAGGUUUACUUCUCUAUUGAACAGUCCGACAGUACAGUGCGGUCCUCGACGCCAAAGGCAGUGUUGCAGCAGAUUCCAGGAGUUGGCAGAUUUUUGGAAUAAUCGCGCUUUUCACGAACUUUCUUAA